Messenger RNA from Nothobranchius furzeri (turquoise killifish), 2484 nucleotides. It is a transcript of the gene ppp2r2ca, whose product is annotated as protein phosphatase 2, regulatory subunit B, gamma a. The record is from RefSeq and is a predicted model, not a curated record. Gene Ontology annotation, cellular component: protein phosphatase type 2A complex; cytosol. Gene Ontology annotation, molecular function: protein phosphatase regulator activity; protein binding. NCBI's taxonomy places the organism in Eukaryota, Metazoa, Chordata, Actinopteri, Cyprinodontiformes, Nothobranchiidae.
CUAGAGGAGGCUGCCAUGACACACGGUGGAUGCUGCACAGAACAACAUCCUCAGCAUCAGCAAUCCAGCGCUCCUGCAUCCUCCUCCUCACUGUCCCUCUCUCUCUCUUUUCCUCCUCCUUUUUGCCUCUCCUCCUCGUACCACCACCCUUGCUGUCUCUUUUCUCCUGCUCGUUCUCCCUUCCCUUCGACGGACACACACUCACACACGUCGAGGCCCUGCUUGAGCACACUGCAGCAGAGGGACGUGUACGGACACCAGCAGCAGGAUCAGCAGCAGCGGGUGGACUGGUAGGCCAUCCACCCCUCUCCUCCACCUUCUCGAUUCAAUCCUGUUUAUCUCUUUCCUCCCUCUUCCUUACACAACUUCUACUCCUCCCAGCUGGUCGCUUUUCCCAGGAUGCCUUGCCUCAGGCCACUACGGUAGGCCCCAGCAGCAUGGGCGGAGCCUGGGUGGGACGAGAUAUCAAAGAUUGGACCCUUCCUCUUAGGACGGGUGUGGUGGCGGGUCACCUACCUUCAGCUUCAGAUGGGCGAGGACGCUGAAAACCCCAAAAUCAACCACACCUUCCUGCGAGACUACGUCACUGAAGCCGAUGUCAUCUCUACGGUGGAGUUUAACCAGACGGGGGACCUGUUGGCCACAGGGGAUAAAGGUGGCCGAGUGGUCAUCUUCCAAAGAGAGACUGAGUCUAAAGAUGAGCUGGAGGAGGCAGGGGAGACGGGGGACUCAGGGGAGUACAAUGUCUACAGCACGUUUCAGAGCCACGAGCCAGACUUCGACUACCUGAAGAGUCUGGAGAUUGAGGAGAAAAUCAACAAGAUAAGAUGGUUGCCACAGCAAAAUGCUGCACAUUUCCUGCUCUCUACCAAUGAUAAGACCAUCAAACUGUGGAAGGUGAGUGAGAGAGACAAGAGACCAGAGGGAUACAACCUGAAAGAUGAGGAGGGACAUCCCAAGGACGUGUCCACCAUCACCUCGCUGAGGGUGCCAGUACUGAGACCAACUGAUCUGAUGGUGGAAGUCCGUCCCAGGCGGGUGUUUUCCAACGGUCAUACCUACCAUGUCAAUUCCAUCUCUGUGAACAGCGAUGGGGAGACCUACCUGUCAGCUGAUGACCUCCGUAUCAACAUGUGGCACUUGGACAUCACAGAUCGUAGCUUCAAUAUUGUAGACAUCAAACCCGCCAACAUGGAGGACCUGACGGAGGUGAUUACAGCAGCAGAGUUCCACCCCCAGCACUGCCACCUGUUUGUGUACAGCAGCAGCAAGGGGACCCUGCGCCUCUGUGACAUGAGAGCCUCGGCUCUAUGUGACAGACACGCCAAACUUUUUGAGGAGCCUGAAGAUCCAGGGAACCGAUCCUUCUUCUCAGAGAUUAUUUCCUCUGUGUCAGAUGUCAAGUUCAGCCACAGCGGGCGCUACCUGCUGACUAGAGAUUACCUGACCGCCAAGGUGUGGGAUCUGCAUAUGGACAAAGGUCCUGUGGAAACAUACCAAGUCCAUGAAUAUCUGAGGAGCAAGCUGUGUGCCCUCUAUGAGAACGACUGCAUCUUUGACAAGUUUGAGUGUGUCUGGAACAGCUCUGACAGCGUGAUCAUGACAGGGGCGUACAACAGCUUCUUCCGGAUGUUCGACAGGGAAACGGGCCGAGGUGUGACCCUGGAGGCGUGGCGGGAAAGCAGUAAACCCAGGGCUGUGCUACGGACUCGGCGGGUGUACACCGGUGGCAAGCGUCGCCGUGGUGAUGUGGGUGUUGACAGCCUGGACUUCACUAAGAAGAUCCUGCACAUGGCCUGGCACCCGUCUGAGAACAUAAUCGCAAUUGCAGCCACCAACAACCUGUACAUCUUCCAGGAUCGGGUCAACGCUGACACACAGACGCAGUGACAGGAACAUAAAUGAUGGUCGCUGCUGCCGCUCAAACUGUUACCUAAAUAUAUUUGAAUGUUAAAGGAAGGCAUGUGAGGCUGGGAGCCUUUUAAAAGGGUGAGUCAGGCUGUGUCUCAACAGCACAGACUGGAUCGGACCAUUUUUCUGGUUUAUUCUUUCACCGCUGAACGUGCACAAUAGUUUUUUUUUUUACACAGACGGACUGAUGUCUCAGAUGGCUUGUAUUUGUUGCACUCCCACUUUUUGAAGAUGUAAUUUUCCAGUCAGGAAGCAGAGUGAACAAGGUGCAGGGACACCUCUCUCCCUCUGCAGAGACACAGUGCUGUUAAAUACAGCGUCGCACCGCUCACGUCUCGUUUCAACACAAAAAGUUCAAAGUGUCGGCUGCUACAAAACAAGUGAAUGGAUGAAAAGGCGUCUACCUGCAACAAAUCUUAAGGUGGAACGGUGAAAUUGUGGAUCUGUUCACAAAGUCCUUUUGUUUUCUGUCCCUCAAGCUUCUGAAUCUCUCCUCCUGAGCAAUGCUCCAGGAGAACACACACACACACACACACACACACACACACACACACACACACACACACACACACA